AUGGAUCCUAACUACCGCACUGGAUAUAGAAGUCAGGGUCCAUGGCAGCACAGAGUCUGCGAAGUUCCCACGCGGUCCCAGGCUCUCUUCGCCACCUGUUUUUUCAACACCUACCUGUCUGUCUCCAGACUUUACAGGUGUACUAUUCCCGACAUGAUCGCCAAUAUCAGUUGGCUCUUCGCUCUGAUGGUGCUACUUUGCAGUACUAUCCCGUCUACUGAUGCCAGGCUCUUUGGUCACGUCAAAGUUUCUUCGGUCUCCACGAUCACUGAUCUCGUUUCAGCUACUACUGCUCCGGUUUCUUCUCCCCUGGUGUCUUCUUCUGCUUUUGUCAGCCCUUCUUUCGACUUCGAGCAAGCUGAGGUGGCCCAUUGGUGCUCUUGGCGACACGGUGAGCACUACAAGGGAUAUGCCAUGCACUGCGGCGUCGACUACUUCCAAGGAGGUGAUCUCUUUGAUCAGCGGGCCAACAAUAUCGACGAUUGUAUUGCCAUGUGCAGCAAUACUCCUGGCUGCAAUACUGUCUCCUACCAAGCUGAAAUCGAUGACGGUCUCCACGGAAAGUGCUGGUUGAAAAGCAAGCCUGGCUUUCGCCGAUAUGACAAAACAAUCUUGGGAAUGGUAAAACUUACCGUUCCUGUGUCGCCUGAUUCGUCUUCUGUUUUUAGUGGAGUCUCAUCAACUUCAUCUACAGUUGCACCUUCGGUCAGGGCCACGUUGGCAAGCAUGUCGCCCAAGAGUGGGUCAUUCACCAAUACUCCCACGCCGAUCCCUAUAUCGUCUUUGAAGGCCUCUCCCGCAUCACCAACGAUCUCUUCCUCUCCGUCUACAGCCAGGUCAUCAUCAGUUACUGUGCAGGGCAAGCCUACGCCUACUGCUACUCAGGGUGGAUCAGGUGACCAUACCUCGGUUAGUCUACCGCUCUGGUUCAGCGAAGCCAAUCCAUGCUGGCAUACUGAUUGCUCUGUUCUGGUCACUACCUAUGUAGGGCCAUCGUAUCCUCUGACGUCGAUCAUCUCCUCAAGUAAACGGAUCUUUUUCACGAGGUCUGUUGUUACUACCAAGGUUUUGACUAGCAAGCCAGUCACGAAGAACAAGGUGUCUACAUCUUUGGAAUACUUGCAGCUAUCCAGGACAAAACAUCCUGGCUAUUAUAGGCCGGAGAAAACGUCACCUGGAUAUGCUCGGCCCUCGUCUGGUCAAAUGAGGCACAGUGCUCACCAUAUAUCCAGCUCUAGUAAGGCCUUUCCGUCUUCGACUCGGAAGGUUCCCGCUCGGCCGACUUCAUACUCUUGUACUAUCUUGUCCGGCAAGAUUACUUGCACGGGAAAGAACGAUGCUGUAUCUACAAGAACCAGUUUCGCGACGAUUGCAUUGGUUCCCGGAGCAAGUACAACUACGGUGUACAUUCCUGUUGUUACCUGUCCUCCAUCGACUUCGGCCGGUAGUUCUACCUCAAGGACGUAUACUGAGCCUAGGCCUGUCACUAGUCAGACUACUGUGACUGGUAAGCCUUCAGGGACGAGCAAGUUUUCAGUAUCAAGCUCUGCUAGAACCUACCCCAUUCCUGUUUAUCCGCCUACGACUUCUAAGGAAUAUGGCACUACCGUGUCAUCUCAAGGGUCUGGCUACUCCUCCUCUGUUUCCGCUUUGGUAUCAACUAGAAGGUCGUCUCACGUGACAACCUCGACGGCACGUGUACCUGAGGUAUCGUCGUCCUUGUCCAAAGGUGGAGCUCAUCCAUCUAGCAGCACCAGCCUAUCACAGAUGUCAAGCAGCCUCGCGACGCCCACAAAGUCAGGUCCCGUCACGAAGUCAGUGAAUGUGUCGUGGUCCUGGACAUCGACGCCAGAGUCUUCGAGCGGACGCUCGGCAGGUCAACAAUCGGUCCCCAGUCCGUCCCUUGGGAUGGCUGUUGUACUCGCUUUCUCACUCGCCUUGCUGUUUUUUGCUUGGUGA
Molecule: messenger RNA, 1959 nt
Organism: Didymella exigua CBS 183.55
Lineage: Eukaryota; Fungi; Ascomycota; Dothideomycetes; Pleosporales; Didymellaceae
Exons: 4
Coding region: 1-1959 (652 amino acids)
Source: RefSeq, a predicted model, not a curated record